AUGUCGAUGGCGUCCGAGGUGCUGUGCGCGAAGGUUGCUCGUGCUGUUGAUGUGGAUGUCCCUGGUUGCCACGCUAGGACCCUCGGUCCCCUUCCCUCCCCUGGGGGACGGCUCUCAGGCCACACGGGGACCCUCGGUCCCCUUCCCCCCUUGGGGGACGGCUCUCAGGCCACACGGGGACCCUCGGUCCCCUUGCCCCCCUGGGGGACGGCUCUCAGGCCACACGGGGACCCUCGGUCCCCAUCCCCCCCUGGGGGACGGCUCUCAGGCCACACGGGGACCCUCGGUCCCCUUCCCCCCCUGGGGGACGGCUCUCAGGCCACACGGGGACCCUCGGUCCCCUUCCCCCCCUGGGGGACGGCUCUCAGGCCACACGGGGACCCUCGGUCCCCUUCCCCCCCUGGGGGACGGCUCUCAGGCCAUACGGGGACCCUCGGUCCCCUUGCCCCCCUGGGGGACGGCUCUCAGGCCACACGGGGACCCUCGGUCCCCAUCCCCCCCUGGGGGACGGCUCUCAGGCCACACGGGGACCCUCGGUCCCCUUCCCCCCCUGGGGGACGGCUCUCAGGCCACACGGGGACCCUCGGUCCCCUUCCCCCCCUGGGGGACGGCUCUCAGGCCACACGGGGACCCUCGGUCCCCUUCCCCCCCUGGGGGACGGCUCUCAGGCCACACGGGGACCCUCGGUCCCCUUGCUCCCCUGGGGGACGGCUCUCAGGCCACACGGGGACCCUCGGUCCCCUUCCCCCCCUGGGGGACGGCUCUCAGGCCACACGGGGACCCUCGGUCCCCUUCCCCCCCUGGGGGACGGCUCUCAGGCCACACGGGGACCCUCGGUCCCCUUCCCCCCCUGGGGGACGGCUCUCAGGCCACACGGGGACCCUCGGUCCCCUUCCCCCCCUGGGGGACGGCUCUCGGCCACACGGGGACCCUCGGUCCCCUUUCCCCCCCUAG
Messenger RNA from Closterium sp. NIES-65, 954 nucleotides. Lineage: Eukaryota; Viridiplantae; Streptophyta; Zygnematophyceae; Desmidiales; Closteriaceae. The record is from the annotation of a GenBank genome assembly.